Molecule: messenger RNA, 797 nt
Organism: Benincasa hispida (wax gourd)
Lineage: Eukaryota; Viridiplantae; Streptophyta; Magnoliopsida; Cucurbitales; Cucurbitaceae
Product: Lactoylglutathione lyase / glyoxalase I family protein
Source: RefSeq, a predicted model, not a curated record
UAUUAUCGAUGAAUUUCUACAAGAUAUAAACUGGAGGAUCUCCGACAAAGCAUCGAAAUCGGUAGAGUUCUUAUUCAGGAGGAAAAUGGCAGUUCCAGUAGUGAAAGCAGCUUCUCUCGCCCACAUAGCUAGAGAAUCGUCGGAUAUUCAUCGCCUUUCUCAAUUCUACAAAGAGAUGUUUGGAUUCGAAGAAAUCGAGAGUCCAAAUUUCGGUGAACUCAAGGUUAUUUGGCUAAAUCUUCCUUCUGCUUUUCAACUUCACCUCAUCGAGAGAGACCCUAAAUCCAAGCUUCCCGAAGGUCCAUGGAGCGCCACGUCACCCGUUGCUGACCCUAGCCAUCUUCCGCGAGGUCACCAUAUCUGUUUCUCUGUUUCCAGUUCCAAUUUCGACUCUGUUGUUCAUGCUCUCAAGGAAAAGGGCAUUCAGACUUUUGAGAAGACCCUACCAAAUGGGAAGGUAAAGCAAGUCUUCUUCUUUGAUCCAGAUGGUAAUGGAUUGGAGAUUGCAGGUCGGGAAGAUUGAGUAAGAUCUAGCUUUAACAAUGUAAUCGAAUGUAGUCCAGUUUACGGGCUUGGAAGGGGUUCAUAGUAGAGUCUUGUUUGACCAACUUAUAAUCAAUGUGUAUAACCGUACAUUUUAUUACUUAAUCUUCUCAUUCUUCCCCCUCCCUCUUCUCGUUUAAAAUGUUUGUUGAAAUCGAUAGACUUGUAUCAUGUAUUCAAAAAUGGGAAUGUAAGGGAUUGAUAUUAAAAAAAGUGGACAAAAUUGGUUUUGACUGAACCAAUAAAAAAUCAAA